Molecule: messenger RNA, 6898 nt
Organism: Helicoverpa zea (corn earworm)
Lineage: Eukaryota; Metazoa; Arthropoda; Insecta; Lepidoptera; Noctuidae
Gene: Ser3
Product: dentin sialophosphoprotein-like
Exons: 5
Coding region: 9-6776 (2255 amino acids)
Source: RefSeq, a predicted model, not a curated record
UUUGUAAAAUGAAGUGUGUGACUGUGGUUUUGCUGUUUGUGGCCGUAGGAGCCAUCAACGGUUUGCCACCGGUGAACCACGGCGUUCAGACAUCAGACAUUGGAACUACUGUUAGCCAAGGAGAAGGUGUCACCAAGAAGGACGGACAUGCUCUCUUGGAGGCUAACACACAGCACGACCAUGCACGCGCUCAUAAUGAUCUGAGUGGACUCGGAAGAAAUAGUCAAGUGAUUUCCCAGCAAGGAGGUGCGACACGACAAAACUCCUUCGAGAGCUCCAAUGAUUCCAGUGAGCUCUUGCUGGAAAGCAAUGGAAAUAAUGCAUACAACAGUCAAGCGAACCAAGGUUCUCAGAACGGGGAAAACCAAGGUGAAGCUGAUCAGUACAAUAUUCAAAGAAUCAUAGCAAACCCUGGAGCACCGAUAGUGUUACAGAGAGGCCCAGUUGAUCAAGUAUCCCAAACUCAUCACGCAAACCAAAGUCCGGUUGAAACCAUAACAAAUAAACAUAAUGGAAUUUACAGAGGUGGUAAUGGAAAACAUGUCGGUCUAACUGGAAUUGUUGAUGAAAACCGUGGACAGUCAAUUUCGAAUGAACAUAUUGCUAACUUUGGCAGCGGCGGGUAUGUCAAUGGUGUUCUGAAUAAAGCACAUGGUAAUGGUCAAUACGUGAGUGGGAUUGGACAACGGAAUUACCAGGGAGGUCAGUCUGGAAUCCAGGUACAACAUGGACGAAAUGUUGGAGAGCUUAUUGGUAACAAUAAUCAUGGAAUUGAUAUUUCAAAACAUGUAUCCGGAUAUCAAGGCUUUAAUUCGAAUCAUUUCGUAAAUGGAGGUGCACGUCAGUUUGCAAGUGGUUCUGGAAUUCAAGAUUCUGGAGAAUUAGUGGAAGAAGUUCUUUCUCACGGUCAUGAUGCUACCCAAUAUGCUGCUGGAUCUAACGAGGAUUUAAGUGGAGUCUCAAAUCACGGAAUAACAUCAGAUCUUUUAAGAGCAGCUGGACACCAGAACAGUAACUCCGGAAAGUAUUUGGAAGGAGUUCUCACCCACGGAUUUGAAGCUAACCAAAAUGCUGGUUUGAACGGGCAUUUAAGAGAAGUCUUAAAUCACGCUGUAAACUCGGGCCACUUGGUUGGUGGAACUGGAAACCAAGGUAACUCUGGAAAAUAUUUAGAAGGUCUUACACAUGUUCAUGAUGUCUCUGCGAAUGAAUUCGAGGGAAGUUUGGAAGGACACUUAACUGGUGCCCUUAACCAUGGAAUUAAUGCUGGUCAAGCUGGACACCAACUCGCAAAUUCUGGAAAAUAUUUAGGUGGAGAAUUUGGACUUCACGACGCUUCUCAUUAUGAAGCAGUUGGUUCAAAUGGGCAUUUAAGUCAGAUCCUCAGUGGAAUCAAAACUGGUCAAUUUGUAGGUGGUAAUGGAAACCAAGGUGCUAAUUCUGGAAAAUAUGUCUACGGUGCAGAUUCUAAUGAGGAUUUAAGUAGUGUUAUCAGUCAAGGAUUAGACGCAGCUCUUUAUAUAACCGGGGCUGCAAAACAGGGACUAGACUCUGGGAAAUAUCUGACUGGAGCUCAUACUAAUGGGUACCAAGGAACUGAUUCACAUGAGUACUUCCAUGAUAUCUUACAUCGUGCCCUUGGUGCCGUGAAGACUGGACCUGUAGAUGGAAAUAAUUCUGGACAAUACGCAAUUGAUGAUGGCGAUCAUAAUACAAAAUACAUCAGCGAUCUUUUAACGAAAGCUCAAAAUAUCUUAAAAUAUAGAAGUGGGGCGUCUAACGGAUUUGGGAAUAAUCGUGGUAGAUACGUCAAUCUUUCUGGUAACAAGGGUAUAAAUUACGGCCCUAACCAAGGAAUAAGAUACUAUAAUGGUGCUAAUGGUCAGUAUGUAAGCAACCCAUCGCCUGUCAUUAUUGCUGAUGGUAGUGGCAGUUACAAUGUUGGAGCAUCUGGUCAGAUAGCGAAUGGCCCGGGACAUAAUAGCUACUACAGAGACGGAGUAUUCGGUUCAGGACUCGAUUUCAUCUCUGGCACAGAGGGAGUUCAUCCUGCUACUAAAUUCAGAUCUGCCCUAGGAAGUUUGGACUUUACAGGGCACGCAUUAGCAGGAGUAAGUUCAGGAAUCAAUGGAGUUGAUAAGAACAAAUCAUUCCCAUUCAAACAUACUGAUGGAACCGACGAUUCAGCUGUCAAUGCCGAUGCUUCUAUUAAGGUUGCUUCUGGUGUUGUACUUGACAAAGAUUCAGUGUCUAAAAAUAAGGAUAAAACUGGAGCUGUACCUGGAGACAGCGAUACUAACGCAAUUACUGCACAAGCUGGUUCCACAGUAACCACCACCAGUGACCAAAAACUUACAGACAGCAAUUCUGAUGAUUCUGGUCAUAAGGUUGUAAAUGAUGAGGAUGACUAUGAUACAACAUUGAUAAUCGAAACCAAAGAUGAUGCCGAUAAAAAUGAAGGUGAUAUAUCGACCACUGUUGAUAAUCAAUCAUCAACGAAAAAUACUGAUACUUUGAAGAAUAAGAUAAAUAACAACUCUGGAACGGACAACAACAACGAUGGAACUUCUAAGAAUAAUUUGGAUGUAUCUAAAGCAACGGGUGAUAAAAAUGAUUCAAAGGAUGGAAAUAAUAUUGGAAAGCAAGGCAAUGAUGAUGUCUCGUUAGACACUACUAAGUCAGUCAAAACUGCAGAUUCCUCACAGGUAGACAAUUUAAAUGAUAAUGACCAAAAUAACAACGGCCCGAUAGACUCGAACAGCAAAAAUAUUGGAUCAGACACAGACAAUGACAAUAUUGUCUCUGAUCACAGUGCUGUCAGCGCAUCCGCUAAAAAUACUGACGUAAAUAACAGUCACAGCGACAAAAAUACCAUACAAACUGAUAAAAAUGACAAUUCUGGUGAUGACGUAUCCAGUAAAGAUGACACAGCAAGUACAACUGACAAAACGUCAGAUGGUCAAAAUAGUGGUGAUGAUAACAAUACCGAUAAAGUUAAAGAUUUGAAUAAAACUUCUGGAUCUUCAAAUGGCAAAGAUUCUGACUCAGCAGAUGGUAAUGAUAAUGGAUCGGUAAAGAAUGAUGAUUCGUCUGUUACUGAAAAAUCUGUUAAUAGUUCGAACUUGGUCCAAGACAAUUCUGACUCUGACGGUGACAACAAAAAUCUUGGAGAUGAUACAGCAAACGUGACCAACGAAACUGAAACUGAUAAUCAAAAUGGCAAGGAAGCGGGCAGUAACGAUAGUCAAACGAAUAAUGAUAUAUCUGACAGCGGCGCCGGCGAUGUGAAUGCUCCUUCAAACAAUGAUGAUUCAUCUGUUACUGACAAAACUAUAAGCGCUACGAAUGAUGGCGAUGGAAUCAAUAAGGACAAACACACUAAUUCUAUUCAGACAGAUUCAGCAAUUGCUGAUAAUGAUAGCUCCACAAAGGUAGAUGAAAAUAACCAGACUUCCGGAUCUGCAAACAAUGGUGAUUUAUCGGUUACUGACAAAACUUCUAAUGCUGCAAAUGCUGAUGACGGGAGCAAAAAAGAUAAAAUCAAUGAUCACAUUCAUAACAUUUUGACACACAAAACGGAUGUUAAAGAUUCCCCAGUUCAGAACAAAACAUCAGGUUCAGACGGUAUUAGUAAUGACGGUCAAAAUGACGCUUUAGGAGCAGCAAAUGAUAACCCAAAAACUGUCAAUAAUGAUCAAUCCAGCCAAGAUGAUUCAACAAGUGUAACCGACAUUAACAAAACUGGUAUUCAAAAUGGCGACAACAUCGGUAAAGAUUCCGAUAAAACAGUUGAAGCAUCGAAAUCUAUAAAUGUCGAAGAUUCUAAUUCUGGCAGUGUAGUUGACAACGGAUCUGCAACGAUUGAUCAUACAACUGACAAAACUACUGACAUUAAAAGUAAUGACGAUGUAGACAAUUCAGGUACCUUGGUAACUGAUAAGGAUAUUAAUGACGGUAAAGACACUGACAAUAUUAAUAAAACUUCGAACAUCGAUGAUUCUGACACCACAGAAGGCAGUAAUAUUACAGCCAAUAACGACGCGUUAGAGAAAACGUUAGCUACAGAAGGUACUAGUAACGACGACCAAAAUAACGAAACGUCAGGAUUAACAAACGAUGACAAUUCUACUGGAAAUUCUGACCAAUCUAUUAAGGAUGACACAACAAGUGUGAUCGACAAAAAUGAUAAUGGUAGUCAAAAUGACGACAAUAAGGACACAAACGGUAAUGAUUCCGAUAAAACAUCUAACUCUAUCGAUGGAAGUGAUAACAGCGCUCUAACCAAUGAUGAUACAUCUUUAACUGACAAAACUUCAGACUCUAAAGAUAAUGUAAACAAAAACCACAUAAUACAUCACCAUAUUCAACCAAUUUGGAGACACAGAAACAAAAAGAACGAUCAUACCGAUUCUGGAAACACCGACGGUACUUCAUCUACCAUUAUUGAUAAAUCUUCUGCAACCGAUAGCAAUGAAGAUACUGUAAACACGAAUAAAGUAACGGAUAAUAAUAAAGACGCUCCAAACGACGUCGGUUCUGACGGAGGAAACAGUAAUGGUGAUGGAUCCAUAAUUGAUAAUGACUCAAUUGUUAAUGACAAAACUUCAGAUGACACAAACACUGGAGAAAAGAGUGUUAAUAUUGAUCAUCAAGACUCCAAACAUGUUGAUGUCAACACUUCUUCGACAAAUGUAAAUAAAUCAGCUGUAACUGACAAUACUUCAGACGCUGGAAAUACCUCUAGUAACGAUAACAGUGAAACUGAGAAAUCGAGUACAACAACAACUAGCUAUGAUAGUUCUGACUCUACUAAUAGUAGUGUUGAUCAAUCCACAAACAACGACAACGAUGAAAACACUUCUUCUACACAAACUGAUAAAUCAACUGUACCUUCAACAGAUGGUAAUUCAGGCAGCCAAGGCCAAAUUUCAAAAGACCAGACAAUAACCGAAGACAAGAAUGACACAGACAAUGUUGUAAACAGUAACCAAAAUGACAAUGAUGCUAACAAGGAUUCUAAUAAGAACGUAGAAUCAUCGAAAGAUGAUAACUUUGAUGAUGGUAGCGAUGACGGAUACUUGAACAAUGACGGUUCAAAUUCAAAUGAUAACAUCAAUGAUAAGACAGAGAAUGUAAAUGAUGACGAUGGUACGAACAGCAAUAACAACGACGAUUCUAAUAAAACUGACAAAGUAUUGGACUCCGCAACAGAUUCUACCUCUGCAGGUAACGAUGAAAAUGGAACCAAUAUCGAUGGAAAUUCGGGAAAUACUGAAAAAUCUUCAGAUGUUAUAAGUACUGACAAAGAUAACAGUGACAGCAACAAUGGCCAGUCUGCAAAUGAAGAUAGUAGUGACCAAUCUACAACCAAUGACAAAAAUAUAGGAAAUCAGAUCAAUAAUGGAAAUACCGCUACAGUGAACAAUACUGAUGGAAGCACAUCAAGUGUUGGAUCUGACACUGAAAAUAAAAAUGAAAAUGGAUCUGCAAACGUUGACCAAACAGUAGUUGAAAAUAACUCAUCUUCAAGUUCUGUAACUACUGAUGGUGUUGAUAGCAACAGUGGCAACGAUGACUCUAACAAUGAUAAUAUAUCAAACACAACAGAAAAUAACAAGAACAGUAAUGUUCCUAGCUCUGAUGAUGACCAAUUAAAGAAUCAAAACGCAUCAGUAGUUGGCAAAAAAGAUAAAAAUCAUACUAAAAACUGGUCGAAACUUCACAGAGUUUUGAAACACAGGCGCAGACACCAUACACCAAGCAAAGCCGGUCAUAGCAACACAGGAGAUGAUGCAUCACCAACAAAUGCAGACAAAAAUCAAAGCGUUGCUGUUCAUAAAUCCUUAUCUGCAACUAACAAUUUCUCAGCAUCCAAAGACCAGACUUCGAGUUCUAAAGACGGUACAGACAGUCAAACUAUUACGAGCAAUCAAUCGAACACUAAUGAUGAAGUAACUCAAACAGUUACAGAUCAAAAUAAUGAUAACGGAAACGACAAAUCAUCAGACAGCAAUAACACAGGAGGGGAUAGUACCACUGUAUCUGACGUAAAUAAUGAUGACAAUAACAAAACUGAUUUAAACAAUCAACCAUCAGUUACUGAACAAAGUCAAACUGUUUCAACUACUUCCACUACUAGCACCUCAAGUACUAACGUAGAUAAAGAUUCAUCAUCGAAUGUAAACGGUGAAGUUUCUGAAUCCUCAACGACUGUUAGCAACAAUGACAACACUUCAGAUGCUACUGAUUCUACUGAUGGAAACAGCAAUGAUGUUUCAUCAGCAACUGUUACAAUGAACUCGAAUGAUUCAACUAACAAGAACAAUGGAAAUGAUGCCACUGAUUCAAAUACUAAUUAUGCAAACGCUGUGUCUAAGACUGAAGCCGGAUCAGACAGCCAAACGAACGAAUCUCAAUAUAAUUCAAGUCAGUCUAAAAGUACAAGUAAAACAACCAGCUUCGUAACUAACAAAGCUGCCACUAAGAAGAAUAAGUUAGCUGAAAUCCUUAUAAGAGUAACACAGAAUAAAGCGAAAAAAAAUCAAAAUGGCGGCAACUGUAUUGGACAGUCUAGAAAUGCAGCUUUAGGCAACCAGCAAUCUGACAAUUCAAAUUCUGACGUUUCUAAUCACCAAGAGUCUUCUAGUUACUCGAGUUCAGCAGGUGUAUCACUUUCGAAAGAAGAAAGUGUUACUAACACAGGAGACAAAACUAUUGAUGAAAAGAAAUCUGAAGCUAGCGGUCAUAGUGAACAGAGUCAGGAUUCUCAGUACUAAGAAGAAAGGGAUUCUGCCAUAAGAAAGUUUUCGUCUCAGUCCUAUAAUUUUAGAAAAUGCAUUGUAAUUUUUACUUAUUGUGUAGAAGUACUUCACUUCAGUAAAGUUUAUUUUUUGCUUUG